Molecule: messenger RNA, 1553 nt
Organism: Nematolebias whitei (Rio pearlfish)
Lineage: Eukaryota; Metazoa; Chordata; Actinopteri; Cyprinodontiformes; Rivulidae
Gene: ccdc181
Product: coiled-coil domain containing 181
Exons: 5
Coding region: 1-1545 (514 amino acids)
Molecular function (GO): microtubule binding
Source: RefSeq, a predicted model, not a curated record
AUGACUGAGGCUGCUUACACAAAAUCCCAGGAGGAGUAUGAGGAUGACUUUGAGAAGGAUCUGGACUGGCUGAUCAGUGAGGAGGACCGGAGCGAGGACCCGGGUUCUGACUAUGAAGACAUAGAGGCAGAAAUUGACAAAGAGUUGGAGAAAGAUGAGAAAAAACAAGGAGGGCAAAAAAAUCAAAAGAGAGGCCAUACAACAGACCGUUUGGAAAAAGAAGAAGAGAGAUGGCCCUCUCCAAUGGAUCCAUUAGAGUAUGACUCGGACAGAGACAGCUCGAGUAAAUCCCCUCCUGUAGUGCCACCUCCUCCAGAGACUGAUGACCAAACAGAGGAGGAAAAGAAGUACAUAUUGGAGAAGAUCCAGCAGGCUAACAGGGAGCUACAGGAACAGGAAAUUCCAGACGUGACAAGACGAAGGCGACUUCAUUUUAAGGAGACGCUGGUGGACAUGGUGGUGCCUCCACUCCGGUUUGAGACGGUUGACAGAAGGGACGAGGUAGAAGGAGAGAAGGGCCCCAAAGAGAGAGCCAAGGUUGCAGAUGCAGACACUGAGGUGUCAGGGAAACUGUCCGAGUUAAAACUUUCCCCUCGAGAUGAGAGCAGGAAAUACAAACGAUCGAACAGCGAGGACGAUUCAGAAUCUAAAGACACCAAAGUGCUUGUGGAAAAGGAUGGGAAGUUCGACCUCGUUAGCAUGAACGAGGUGGAGAGUAAGGGCGUCCUCCCUCCUAUAGCAAACAGUUUCAGUGACUGUUCACACUCUUCACCACGCAUCCAGCAGCAGGCUGGGAAGAUCCACAGUUCCUCCUCCUCUCCUCAACUUCUUGUCGGCUCUUCUUCCUUCCACCUGGGUGCGGACAACCCUCGAGCCCCCAGACCUCCAGCUCAGCCCAGGUUCAGACCCAGUUCAGCCAGCCACAGCCAGAGAGACAUCCAGAGGAGGAACAGCAAGAGACGGGUGCAGUCUGCUACAGGAGCACCGUGCCAGACCUACAGCCUGUCCUCCCAGCAGAAGGAGCUGCUGCAGAGGAUCCAGGAGAGGAAGGAGAGGCUGGCCAAAGAGACAGAGCAGAGGAAGCGAGAGGAAGAGGAGCUGAAGCGGCAGGAGAACGAGCAGGCGUUCAAAAACUGGCUGAUGAAGAAAAGAGAGCAGCUUCAUGAGGAGAAAAGGAUCCAACACGCCCAGGAGAUCGAGAGAAUGAACUCUAAAAGAGACUCCAGUGACCCGGAUGAGGCCUUCCAGUCGUGGCUUCAGAGGAAACGUGAUCAGCAGCAGAAGGAGAGGCAGCUGGUGGAGCUCAGGAAACUGGAGGAGGACAGUAGUUACCUGUUGCACAGCAGAGAGGAGUGUGAACACGCCUUUAAACUCUGGCUGAAGAGGAAGCGGGCAGAGAAGCGAGCAGAGCAGCAGGCGGCUCGGGAGCACUCUCGCAGGUUGGUGCUGGAGGAGCGGCGGGCUCGACGUAUGAGGGACCUGAUGUGCACGGUGAAUGAAACCAAACCUUUCAGGUUCACAGAACAGCUGGCCUACCGCUUCUGAACCAAAUG